CCGGUGCUGUCGUAUGGUAUCAUCUUAGGGCUGAUGAGAUGGUUGUCUUGAGUGCCCUGCGGUCGUGUGUGAGUGAGAGACCAAUCAGUCGGUGUGGGGGUGACCUGUGGUCUGCGACGUGUAAGCCGUGACCACUCCUCUAUUGGAUUGCCAUAGAGUGGGGAAUGUGUGGGGAAUGCGCACAAAAACCAAUGUAUUGGUGAUAGUGAUAGAGUAAUACCAGUGCAGACACACAACUGCAAUGACUGUACUGGCAAUGCAUUCGGUCAUUGAUAGCUGUUGUGGAGCCAACUCACCAACACAUCCAAUGCUACGGUAAUGCACUGUCACUCUCACCAACAAUACUACCAGUACUACCAGCUCUGCUCCCAAUGUGUGCUCAAAAUGUUAUUUUAGGGACACUUAUCGUACCCAAAGUUAUAUCACUAUAUUAUGUUGUGUUCAAUGCAUUUCGUAAUCAAAUGACGAGUUUAUUAAACUUAACACAACUUUAAGGCCUACUUUUUUCAGCUAAAAACUUACCACAAAUUUUUAAGUGCGACCCAACUUUACACCAACUUUGGAGACAACUAAAAGGCAAGGGAUAACUGUUUAUUGAUAUACCGUUUCAAACUACAACAUAUCAUCCAAUUAACUACAAAAAUUACACUUCAAGUCUCAACACAUUCAACACCAAAAGUGAGACCCAAUGUGAAGCAUAUACAGCAAACCAGUGCUUUAACUUUAACACAACUGGACCACUGGACACGAGACCAUCGUAACAGUGCCGAAACAGUGACUGUCUGGACACCGGUCACAACAAUGUCUCGCCGAAAACAGGAGAAGCCUCAGCCCCGUAAACGACUAGUCAAUUCUCUCGAGGAGACAUCACUGUCGACGCCAAUGAGUAUUACAGCGAACAUCGAUGGCACACAAGAAGACUGUGCAACGCGUGACCAACAAAAAGAUCACCAGUUGUUAUGUCAGGAUAUUCUUGUUUGUGGUAUUUGUCAGCGAGAGUUUGCAUUACAAGAUAUAUUGAAGUUUAUAUCACAUAAAGUGAACUCUUGUAGUAAUAAAGAAAAUUGUAGAUUAAAUGCUUUCAACAAUACCAGUGAUGAUGACUUGGAUGAUAUGGACAAUGAGUUACCAGUUGAUGGUGAAGACAACAACAAUGAGACGGACAAUAACGGUGUAAAUGAGUCGUCUGUUGUGAAAAAACAACAAACAACUAGUAUUAUAAACAACACUCAAAGAAAUAAAUUAAUUAAUUUAAGACAUAAUCGAUAUCACAAUCAUCGUAGUCAACAAAGUCUGUCCAAUUGUGACACCAAUUCAAGUCCAACACAACGUGCAAAUACCGGUGAAAAGCCAACUGUUGCCGACAAACAAACAUAUACUAUAAAUUCAGAGCCUAUAAGUCAUAUGUGUAGUACAUGUAAGCAAGUGUUUACUUCUUCAUGGCUUCUCAUACAACACGUGCAGAACCUUCACGGCCUCAAGAUUUAUGUCGAUAUAUUUAAUAGCGAACCGUCGAUAUUACCGCCUAUUGAUGGUCACCACUUGCGCCCUCACUCUCGCUCUCAUUCUCACUCUCAGAGUAACAAUAAAUCUUUGAGUGGGUCGGGUAGUGGCCAUUCAACCGGUCAUUCAACCGGUUACUCAACCGGUCACUUAACCGGUCACUCAACGAGUCAUUCAACGGGUCAAUCAAUGGUCAAUAAUACGUUGAAUCACUCGGCGCUAAAUCUGUUGCGAAUGCCUUUAAGUGAACGUCAAUUCCCGGUCCAAUCAUUUAUAGCCGCUGCGGCCGCGGCUGCUGUUGGUCGCAGUAGUGGGUCAUCUACUAGUCAUUCAGAGAUAUUUGGUGGAUCUAAUGUCUCGUCAACAUUGAAUCAUUCGGUUAGCGGCAUGUUUUCCGAUACCCAUAAUUUGUUUACUAAUAGUGCACCUCCCGACUCGACAUCGACGGCCAAGGGUUCGCCUGGAAGUUCGGGUCGACACCAAACCAAUACCAGUCUCGCAUUACCGCCUCCGCCGUCUCUUUCGUUUGAUACACAUUUAGAUUUUUAUUCGCAGCGAUUGCGUCAAUUGGCCGGAGCCACGAGUCCAGCGAGCGGUACUAACAUAAUAUCACCGGCAAGAAAGUUGACGCCUCCUUUCAAUUUGCAAAUGUCUUCCUCUAAUACGAAAACCUCGCCAACUGUAUCAAUGACCACAUCGAUAGCCUCGCUAUCCGAAAGGUCAGGCACUCCGACAGCAUUACUGCAACCCUCGAGUCCUAAAUCCAAGUCCUGUGAAUUUUGUGGCAAAUCGUUUCGGUUUAUGAGUAAUCUUAUUGUUCACAGGCGUUCCCAUACGGGAGAGAAGCCCUUCAAAUGUCAUAUUUGUAACCACGCGUGCACUCAAGCGUCCAAAUUGAAGAGGCAUAUGAAGACACAUCUUAGAGAACGCAAUAAUAUAACCAUCAGUGGUCUCAACUUAACUAACUCUCACAGCAAUUGUUUGGACAAUAAUACCGAUUCUGUCAACUCGGCGCCCGAUUCGUCCACUCCUUCCUCAAAGCAUAACUCAAGUCUUCCAACAACUACCACAACAAAUGGUGUGGAUUUAGACUUAAUGGACGAAGACGAUGAUAUUGAUGAAGAAGAAGAAGUCGAAGAUGAAGAUGAGGAAGUAGAUGAAGAGGGUGUUGAAGGAGAAGAACCGGAAAAUGGUGAGACGUCUCGUUCAUCUAGCCUUGAGAUGGUCGCUGAAGACUUGUCCCGAACUACUCGGACACCGAACGAGAAGUCAAAUAAAAACGACAGUCCUUUAAAUGCAAACAAUCGUACUUCAAAUGCAGUGCAAUCAUUAUUGGGUGAAGUCAUGGAAAAAAUAGGCUUAACAGACAUCCAACAGUACAACGAGGCCUACAAACAGGCACUCGAGGAAAGUGUGAAGAAUGCGGUCACUUCUGGUGGUUCACUCAAACAGGAGAGACCCUCUUCUUCAUCGAGUCAUUUGUCUUCAACUGAACACAAUCACAAUACCAGUGCUCUGAAUAUCAAUAAUAUAUUAAAGCACUCGAAGUCUCAUUCGUCACCUUUUUCUCAUUCACAUCACUCACCCCACCAUUUAUCUCAUUCGGCUACCAGUCCUCACCGUCAGUCCUUUAAUGAAAUAGUGGCCGGAAUCGGGAAUUCAAAUACUUCUUCUGUGAAUUCCGCCAACAGUUUAUUGAGUGCCUUUGAUCAUCACAACCCUUUUGAUCCAAAACGUCUCAAAUUAGACUUCAAUGCGGCGUCCGAUCAGAGAGACCCACUUUAUGCCGGUCUUUGGCUGCCAUCAGUGGCCGCCAAUCCAUUUACAGCCUCUUUUGCUCAUCACUUAUCAUCCGCCGCUACAGACUCAGUGGCGGCUGAAUUGGUCCGAAACAAAGUAGUGGACAGCAGUGCCUUUAGUAAGAAUUCAUCGUCGACUUCGAGCGGUAGUCCCCGUCCCGGGCCUUCCAGUUCUAUACGAAAUCUACAGACACCUCCAUCUCAAUUAAUGCAUAGCAAUAGCAAUACAUCGCCGACGGCCAACAAUUUACGUGCGGCCAGUACACCACCGAGUAGUGAGCGACGCAAAGAGCAUCACCACCGAAGCCGUAACGACACGUGCGAGUACUGCGGCAAAGUGUUCAAGAAUUGCUCUAAUCUUACGGUUCACAGGCGGUCACAUACGGGAGAGAAGCCCUAUAAGUGUGAGUUGUGUUCAUAUGCUUGCGCCCAGAGCUCUAAACUAACCCGACAUAUGAAAACUCACGGCCGACUCGGCAAAGAUGUCUACAAAUGCCGGUUCUGUGAAAUGCCGUUUUCGGUGCCGUCGACUUUGGAAAAGCAUAUGAGAAAGUGUGUCGUCAACCAAAAUAGUAACUCCGGUCUCACCAUCGGUGUCAACAGUGAACUGGCACUCAUGGCUCUACACCACUCGUUAUCUAACACCAGCACCGGUAGCAAUGAUAAAGACUCGGACUCGUAAUUAUUAUUCCUAACAUUUUAUAAAUUAAUAUAAAUAUAAAAUAUUAU
This is a messenger RNA of Oppia nitens, 4031 nucleotides long. Its product is annotated as B-cell lymphoma/leukemia 11B-like. Gene Ontology annotation, biological process: regulation of transcription by RNA polymerase II. The record is from RefSeq and is a predicted model, not a curated record. The coding region runs from base 802 to 3984 and encodes 1060 amino acids. The transcript has 4 exons. NCBI's taxonomy places the organism in Eukaryota, Metazoa, Arthropoda, Arachnida, Sarcoptiformes, Oppiidae. Gene Ontology annotation, molecular function: DNA-binding transcription factor activity; RNA polymerase II cis-regulatory region sequence-specific DNA binding. Gene Ontology annotation, cellular component: nucleus.